Podarcis raffonei (Aeolian wall lizard) is the source of this 1525-nucleotide messenger RNA. RefSeq names its product actin like 7A (gene ACTL7A). NCBI's taxonomy places the organism in Eukaryota, Metazoa, Chordata, Lepidosauria, Squamata, Lacertidae. Bases 112 to 1338 code for a protein of 408 amino acids. The transcript has a single exon. The record is from RefSeq and is a predicted model, not a curated record. Gene Ontology annotation, cellular component: nucleus; cytoplasm.
CCAGUGUCAUCAAGGUUCUGAAGGUUCUGAAACCCACUGUGGGCAUCGCCACUUGUUUUAAAUGGAGCCCAGCACCUAGAGAAUGGGCGUAAAUGAGAAACGAGACAGAAAAUGUCUAGCCGAGGAAGUGCAAGUUCUGGUUCCAUGCCGUUGAAGAGGGGCCCGCUUAUGAAGCCUGGCUCAGCCAGAGCUAGAGAUGAAGGGGAAGCAACUCCAAGGAUGGUGGUGAAGGAGACCAGAGCUGUCGUCGUAGACAUUGGUACUGGCUCCUGCAAGUGUGGGUUUGCUGGGGAACUUAAACCAAGCCAUGUGGUCUCCUCGACUGUGGGCAAGCAUAUCCAAGAGACGGCAAAAACGGGAGACAACAGGAAAGAGACUUUCGUCGGCCGAGAACUUCGCGAUGCAGGAAUACCCCUGAAGCUUGUGAACCCUUUGAGACAUGGGAUCAUAGUGGACUGGGAUACUGUUCAAGACAUGUGGGAAUAUCUUUUCCUGAAGGAGAUGAAGAUUCGGCCCGAGGAGCACGCGGUCCUAGUAUCAGAUCCGCCUCUGAGCCCUACCACCAACAGAGAAAAAUACGCAGAAAUGCUCUUUGAGAGCUUUUGCACUCCUGCCAUGCACAUUGCUUACCAAUCUAGAUUGUCCAUGUAUUCCUAUGGCAAGACGUCUGGUCUCGUCGUAGAGAGCGGUCACGGUGUCUCCUACGUGGUCCCUAUUUAUGAAGGCUACACCAUGCCAAGCAUUACUGAAAGGGUCGACUACGCUGGGUCCGAUGUCACACAACACCUCAUGAAGUUAUUAAAUGACUCCGUGAACUUGUUCACAGAGAGAGACUGGCCCAUUCUGGAAGAUAUCAAAGAGAACCACUGCUUCACUUCUGUGGACUUCCAACAGGAGACAACAGCACCUUCCAGAAAAUACGAGAUGGAAUAUGAGCUUCCCGACGGGCAAACCAUCAUCAUCGGCAAAGAGAGAUUCCUGUGCUCCGAAAUACUCUUCAAGCCGUCCUUGAUCAACUCACAGCAGCUGGGGCUGCCUCUUCUCACCAUGACUUCCCUCAAUAAGUGCGACGUCACGCUCAAAAAGAACCUGAUGGGCAACAUCUUGUUGUGUGGGGGCUGUACAAUGCUCAAGGGCUUUGCUGACCGCUUCCAGAGAGAGCUGAUUAAAAUGUGCCCAAAUGACAAUCCCAUUUCAUCAGCUGCCGCUGAGAGGAAAACAUCUGUGUGGACUGGAGGUUCCAUCUUGGCCUCCCUUAAGGCUUUCCAGCAGCUCUGGGUUUAUAGGAAAGAAUAUGAAGAACGAGGUCCUUUUUACAUCUACAGGAAAUGUUUCUGAGCUCCCACCACUGAUUAAACUCUUAUACACACACACACACACACCCCUCAAGCUAGAUGCAGAGAGGCUAAAGAAGUCUCACACCCGCUUUUCGGUUAGUACCCAUCAAAAAGUUACUUGAUCUGUGAGCACUAAUGGACUGCUUACUUUCCGUUCUCCCUGUAUUAAAAGCCCAUAGUAAACACUC